Messenger RNA from Hordeum vulgare subsp. vulgare (domesticated barley), 916 nucleotides. RefSeq names its product peamaclein-like. The coding region runs from base 169 to 465 and encodes 98 amino acids. The transcript is spliced from 2 exons. Lineage: Eukaryota; Viridiplantae; Streptophyta; Magnoliopsida; Poales; Poaceae. The record is from RefSeq and is a predicted model, not a curated record.
UCCAGAGCCUUCCCGAUCGACCGGUACAAAGGUGCCCGGGCCUGCCUGAGCAGCUACAUACACUACAGCAUCACUCACUCGUCGCUCACUCAUCACCCACACUCCCACUGUGCUACUCCCACCUUAUCUAGCUCCUGCGUCUCGGCUGCAGCUUGAAGCUCGACCAGGAUGGCCGAGCCACGGAGGCGCAGGGCACCGCGGACGCAGGUCGCCGCCCUGCUCCUCGCCUUGCUCGCCGCUGCCUCCCUGCUCCAGGCCGGCGACGCUGCUUCAGGGUUCUGCGCGGGCAAGUGCGCGGUGCGGUGCGGGCGGUCGCGGGCGCGGGGGGCGUGCAUCAAGUACUGCGGGCUGUGCUGCGAGGAGUGCGCCUGCGUGCCGACGGGGAGGAGCGGCAGCCGCGACGAGUGCCCCUGCUACCGCGACAUGCUCACCGCCGGCCCCAGGAAGAGGCCCAAGUGCCCCUGAGCCCGGUGACCACCCUCUCGUCCCUCCACCGUCUCUCUCAACACACCACCACCGUCUUCAACCUCCACCCUACGGUAAUAUAUUGUCAUGUCGGACGUGCGUGCUUCAGUGCUUGUGUUGUGUAGCCUCCCUGUGGUCGUGCUGAUUAUUGGCGCGUGAUAUGUCGCGCGUACGUACGUACGUACCUGUAGUUGCCUGCUAUGCUAAAGUACGAGUAUAUGUUAUCGUUGUGCUAGGAUGCCGAGUGAGCUUGGUGCCUGUAAAUUCAUGCCCAUCGGUGCCACCAUGUCUCGUAUGUAUAAGUUGCCUGCUGUUCGUUUUAACCGGUAUUUCUCUGUAUGUCACUCUCUGAGUGCUGAGGCAUGUGGGCCAUGCAUGUAUAUAAGCGACGUGGCAUGCGAUCGGGCUACCAAGUCAGUAAUGAGAUGAUCAUGUCGUCGUUGUCGUCGUC